GCUCGUCAAUAAAUAUCGCAAGCAAUAUACUCUCUUUAAAGCUUCACUCAUACAAACUGCUAAUACUAAAUCAAUAACUCCAACACCAUGCCGCGCUGCUACAUGGUAAAGAAACAGAGCAACAAGUAUCAAGCUGCGAAUAGAGAUUAUUGGGAUGAAUCAACCGCAACUGGUGGAGCCCCAGUGAGCCCAACGGAGGCCUGCGUCGCACCAUCAUACUACAGCCCCCCAUCCAAGCAUUCGGGUUACCAACAGGAAUUCGUUCCGAACGGAUCCUUAGAGAGAACCUCGCCUCUUGUUAAGACAGAAGACGUCAUUUCAGAACGAGAUGGUGGAAUUCCAAUUUUUAGAAUACGAAGUCCCGAAGAAACCGAAGCGGCGCACGAUUUGUUAUCUUUGUCUCAAAGUCUACCACCUCUGCCUCCGCCAAGCAUUGUCACUAUACAUCGCAGCAUCCCCCAUGGAGAGACACCGUCAUCUCCUACACGAUCUUAUCGGCCCCUAUCCCCCGAGCAAAUUCCGUGUUACCGCACCUCCUCACCUAUUCCCUUAGCUAUUCCGAAUUACCAGCCCCCGAUAGUCUAUGUAGUACAAAUCCCGCAAGCACCCACGCCACCCAUAUCCGAAUGUUCAUCAGAUACGGAAAAUCACACUAUACAUAUAUGUCCCGAUGAUAAUUCUCAGCAGGAAACCGUUACAAUCCAAAGCUUUUCAACUAAUUCGAAGCGUCAAGAUACGAUUUCCAUACAAAGCAUUACAACAAAUACGGACGACAUCCUCAUCCUUCCACUGUCUCCCGAGUCGGAUAAUCGACCUUUAGACACCACAUCGAAAUCCGUUCCCGCGUCUCCCGAGUCUGAUAACGGCAUGCUAAAAGCGACGACAAGCGUCAUCGUUAGUCCGCUCAAACUGAAACCGCCUCCUAUCAGACAACAAUCUGUUAUAAUAUCCACUACGUCAGCGCAUUUGAACAUUCCGGAUAGGCGUAUGCGAAAGCAUGGCGGAAAGAUUACAAAGUUAAUUAAAAAUAUUAAUAAUAACGAUGACCAGAUUGUCGAUCACAAUAUUGAAAUUGAGGACGAGCCCGAUUCGCCGGAACCGAAGAAACCGAAAACGAGAUUCUUCAAAGUCGUUCCAGGAGACUCAGAAGGCAGCUCUAAAUUAGAAGCCGAAGAAGACUCGCCUAAAUCUAGCCGAUACAUCUGCAUGGACUGUGGCAAACAAUACGCAACCUCCAGCAACCUCUCGAGGCACCGACAGACGCAUCGAAGUCUCGACUCGCAAUCGGCCAAAAAAUGCAUGACAUGCGGUAAGGCCUACGUUAGCAUGCCGGCCUUAGCGAUGCACGUACUCACACACAAACUCGCGCACAGCUGCGGCGUCUGCGGCAAACAGUUCUCGCGACCGUGGCUCCUGCAGGGCCACCUGCGCUCGCAUACCGGCGAAAAGCCGUACGGUUGCGCGCACUGCGGCAAGGCGUUCGCCGAUCGGUCCAACUUGCGCGCGCACAUGCAAACGCAUUCGGCCGACAAGAAUUUUCGCUGUUUAAAGUGUAAGAAGACGUUCGCGCUUAAGUCAUAUCUAAACAAACAUCAGGAAUCGACCUGUUGGGAUUACAAUAAGGAGAGCGAUCCGGACGACCCGAACGAUCCGGUCGUCGAAAACGUACGCAAAAUUUUGGGUAACUCUAGCAAUUAA
Messenger RNA from Photinus pyralis (common eastern firefly), 1698 nucleotides. Its product is annotated as zinc finger and SCAN domain-containing protein 5C-like. Gene Ontology annotation, molecular function: RNA polymerase II cis-regulatory region sequence-specific DNA binding; DNA-binding transcription factor activity, RNA polymerase II-specific. The record is from RefSeq and is a predicted model, not a curated record. Lineage: Eukaryota; Metazoa; Arthropoda; Insecta; Coleoptera; Lampyridae. Bases 88 to 1698 code for a protein of 536 amino acids. Gene Ontology annotation, biological process: regulation of DNA-templated transcription. The transcript is spliced from 3 exons.